GGCAUUCUCAAGAACUAUUCUGAGUUUUCUUAAUGGACUUUAUAGAUAAAAAUGACCUAUAUAAUCAAACACGAUUAAUUUUUCUUAUUAAUGAGACUUCCUAAUUACAACAUUAACCUCUUCAAUCAAGUAAAAAAAAAGUUUGAACGCGUAUUUUUUUAUUAGUCAACAACAGUUUAAAAAUUAUUUUAUUUAUUUAUUAAAGAUAUACAUAAAGAAGCUAUUUUAUUUUAUAUGAUUUCACUUAAUGUUUUUUUACUAAUGUAAAAAAAUAAAAAGCAUGACACCAAGUUCUUUGUCCCCGCAUUACGCGGCUCAAUCUCCCUCAGGACGUAAACCUGACUUGGUAGCGAAGGAGGUGUGGGAAUGGUGUUAAUCCGUGGCGUAAGACAACAACCGGGUUCAUCCCAACUACCCUAUCUCAUCACUGAGAAGGGCCUGCGAACGUACCAGAGAAACCUACCACAAAGUAGCAGGGUCCAGCGUGUUCGACUACCAAGCAACACCGUCAGUUCCAGAGAGCUUCGAACAAGGAUUUCAUGAAGAGUCGGCAGUAAACUCCACUUCCUCCCCGUCCUCCACUCAAUAAACUUUCAUGAUGCUAACUCGGCGGCAGCUUUUUUU
Molecule: messenger RNA, 624 nt
Organism: Phycomyces blakesleeanus NRRL 1555(-)
Lineage: Eukaryota; Fungi; Mucoromycota; Mucoromycetes; Mucorales; Phycomycetaceae
Product: basic-leucine zipper transcription factor
Exons: 2
Coding region: 367-543 (58 amino acids)
Source: RefSeq, a predicted model, not a curated record